AUGUUCUCCGCUACAAAGGAUCAAUCGGCUUCAAGCCGAGGUACUGCCCAGGUUUCUACCAGCAGUAAUGACUACUGUAUCGUCCUGCCCCGUCUUCCUACUGGUAAGCUCGUCGCUGACUCCGUUUUCCUGCAUGCAGACCUUGCUGGCCGCCCAUACCGAGCGCAGGACUUUCGAGAUGCCCUCCGGAAUAUCAUAGACCUUGCUGAUAUAACCUCGAUCGGGCAAUUUCAAAUGUCACAUGUCUGGAUGGUGACUUGCAGGACUGCGCUAUCUAAAGUGAAGAUAGUAACCUGUGGUGAAUUAUUUGUUCGAGGACGAAGAUGCGUCGUUAUAGACCCUGAACCCACGGAAGUUAAAAUGAAGCUGUUAUGGCUCCCUGAACGCCUGGAAGAUAUUUAUGUGCACGAAGCCUUUCAGCCUUUCGGAAAGAUCAAGUCGAUUUCAGCGGAAACUUGGAGGGUGUCAGAAAUGGAACAGAUGAGGACCCUUAACCGAGACGUUGUACUGGCACUUGGUGACGGAGUCCGUGUCUCCGACAUCCCGCAUCUGCUCUCAGUUUGUGGUCUACAAAGCCUAGUGCUGAUUCCCGGCAGGCCACCUUUAUGCCUUCGUUGCAACAAAGUAGGACAUAUUCGUCGACACUGCAGGACACCACGCUGCGAAGAUUGUCGGCGGUUUGGACACACGGCUGAAGAAUGUGUGGCGACGUAUGCCAAUAAAUUACGACAUCGCAUGCGACCACCUGAAGAUGCGUUUCCAGAACAUAUCAUGGACGCUACGGAAGUCCUCGAUGCAACGGGAGACCUUCCACAUGCUGCCGUCGCUGAGCCCUGUGCUGUUGACAAGGACGCAGCUAGUGACUGUGCUGGAGCGGAGAACUCUAAACAAGCGUCAAACACCGUAGAUGUGACAGACAGCGGAGAGAAGGAAGCAGUACCUGCACAUGAGUCAGUAUUGACACAAAAGGAAAGCCCCAGCAGUGUACCUCCGGGGUUCGAGCACCUGCAUAGCGGAGCCCUGGGACGUGUCAAGGACUACGUCCACCGGGCCAAGAGGCGGCAGCACAUCGUGCCACUGUCUGCCAAGCUGUGUCGGCUGCCUCUGGCGCUACGGCAGCAGGACGCCAUCUCGAUCGGAACUCAAAUGUGA
Molecule: messenger RNA, 1152 nt
Organism: Rhipicephalus sanguineus (brown dog tick)
Lineage: Eukaryota; Metazoa; Arthropoda; Arachnida; Ixodida; Ixodidae
Exons: 3
Coding region: 1-1152 (383 amino acids)
Molecular function (GO): nucleic acid binding; zinc ion binding
Source: RefSeq, a predicted model, not a curated record